Megachile rotundata (alfalfa leafcutting bee) is the source of this 4021-nucleotide messenger RNA. RefSeq names its product estradiol 17-beta-dehydrogenase 11. NCBI's taxonomy places the organism in Eukaryota, Metazoa, Arthropoda, Insecta, Hymenoptera, Megachilidae. Gene Ontology annotation, molecular function: oxidoreductase activity, acting on the CH-OH group of donors, NAD or NADP as acceptor. Gene Ontology annotation, cellular component: lipid droplet. The record is from RefSeq and is a predicted model, not a curated record.
UAUCGUUCGAAAAUUAUUAGUUAAUAGCUAAAUAAUUUAAAUGCAUUGAAACUCCGAUGGCAGAAUUGAAAUUAAAGCGACGAUCGUUAGCGGUCCUAAGAUUUUCCACGUAAGCUAUAAAGUUUUCGAAGAAAAUUAACCUUAACGAUUGGACCAUUUUAAACGAAUAUCGUUAGCAACCAAUUAGGAAUUAACGCUGAUGCUCAGGACCUCCGAAUUAUAUUCUGGGCCGGUCACUUUCACUUGUAUAGUUGCUCUGGAAAGUCAACGUUUUCGUGAUGAAACUGCCUGUAGUCCUGCUAGACAGCAAGAAGAAAGAUUUCUUCAAGUUCAACGGUGCCACAAUGGAAUGUAACUUUCCAUUUCGUCUGGUUUCAUAAAACGAAUUUAUUCCGGUUUUCAGCAAAUGCUUAUGAUUACAAGCGAGCAAAACGAGCGUCGCAAAGAUAAUCCCACUCGAAAGAUUGACGAGCGAUGACACAAAGAAAUAAUCGAACCGCAUUAUUUAUGACGGCGAUGCUGCUAGUCUUAUCACAAAUAGAGCUCAUUUAUUUUGCAAAAUCGAAAUGGCCGUAUUUACUUGCAACGCAAAAGAAAACGAUUACGAUAACCGAUUACUGCCUUUGUUGUAACCUUCUGGUCGACUAAACUUUAAAGAACAGGGACUUCCAUAAGAACACCGUAUUCGCUGGUUGAUAUCUGGAUCUCCUUGACACGUGAAAUUCUGCGGCCUUAAUCCCAAUUAUUCCAUGAUAUGGUGGUUAUGAUCAUUCUCAAGAACUAUUCGCAAAAAUUUUAUGCACAAGACCUACACAAGAAGAAUAUUUUCCUUUAUUCGAUACUCGUCGUUCUAACCGAAGGAAAUGCGACGAUCACUAUUAAACGUUUUGUUAGACGGUGCUCCAGUUUGUAAAUUAUAUGGAUAGCGCGCGGCAAUGGAACAACGCUCUCCAUGGAUUGUCUUCUUUCAUUAUCUUCGGCAUUUGAAUCAACGUUUUUGCUAGUACAGUAAAGAUAGUGUCGUCUUUUACGACAUAAUAGCUUUUUUAUUCAGAAUUUUAAUUUAUUAUUAAUACAUAUCCUUGUUUCAUAUCAUUAUCGGCAUAACCGGUUACGAUGAGUCGAUUGAAGCAGUUUAACUGCAAUUAUAUAAUGGUUGGACUAAUUAGCGUUAUUUUUAAACUCGUUUAUUUUUUCAUAAAACAUUAAAUCAUAAUCAAUAUUUUUUCAUAAAUCGGUCAAUCAUUAAAUAACCGCGAUAAAUAUUUAUAGAUUUCACUGAAUCAGCUGCAUGUAGGUUUGCUAAUUGAAAGAAGUCAAUUGAAGAAAUAAUACUUUCUUUUCCAGGUACACAAUUUCUAUUUAACCCUUAACUGAUACAGUAGAAUUUCGAAAAAUUUUAUUUAAAAAGGGUAACUCAAGGAAUUAAAGUAACACUAACUGUUCCUAAUUUACCUAUAAAUUAUAAGGGUUAAAGGGGUAAAAAUUUUUGGUAGAGUACAACGUCGUAAGUCUAUUAAUAAGGUGUUAAUAUAAUAAGUAAAGAUUUAUAUUUGUUUAACAAAUUUGCGAUCGUCUUCCAAAGAUCAAGUCUACAUCAGGAAUGUAUUCAUGGAGCACAUGUGAGAUUCAUAAAAUACUAAUAAUAUUGAAAUUGAUUGCAGUAGAGGAUGAAAUAAAUCCAGAAAAUUAAUUCAGAGCUAUAAAGUGUCAGAAAUAAAGAAGAAGAGGCAGGCGAAACUAGAUGGUAUAUCGAUGCAUUUUUAAUUAUCGCAUUUGUUAUUCGUACGUGCUUCUUGAUUAAUGCGCGCAGACUAUUCUCCGAGAGAUCGUCGAGAGGGUAAAGGCGUACCGAAGCCGUCGUUUCAUUCAGUACACCGACAACCGUAGUGCCGGUGAGACGAGUAUCUCUAACCGUACGAGGACGACUUUCGCACAGAACGCGAGUGACCGUCGAAGAUCAGCGAUCAGGAGAGAUAGAAACGGUGUACGAUUUUCGAUAGUGCCCUCCACGUCCAGAAGCCUUAAUAUACACCCCGCACUGGGUCGAGCUAUGAUAUCCUGAUCGAUCCGCAUUCUCGAAUCGCAGAAGAGUCCGUAUCGAAGCCUCCGUUGGAAGAAUCAUGUCUUUCUUAAGAUCUGCGAGUGAUGUGAUAGGUUUCUUGAUUCUCGCGGUGAUAUCCAUCGCUGAGAGUAUCAUCAAAUCAUUGAUUCCCAUGAAGUACAAGAUGAAGAACGUCGCAGGUGAAAUUGCGCUCGUGACCGGGGGUGGAGGAGGCCUAGGCAGGCUAAUUGCCCUCAGGCUCACCAAACUUGGCGUUAUCGUUGUCAUCUGGGACGUUAAUAAAGCUGGUAUGGAGGAGACGGUGAAGCUGGUGCAAGCUGCAGGUGGCGUCUGUUACGGCUACGUUUGCGAUUUAUGCGACCGCGAGGAUGUCUACAAGAAAGCGGCGCUGGUCAAGGAAGAGGUUGGCAAGGUGACAAUUCUCAUAAACAACGCCGGUGUCGUCAGUGGGAUGAAAUUUUUGGAUACUCCGGACAAGCUGAUUAUUCGGACGAUGGACGUGAACGUGAUGAGCCACUUUUGGACCACGAAGGCAUUCCUGCCGUCAAUGAUGGAGAACAAUAAGGGCCACAUCGUGAGCAUCGCCAGUCUGGCUGGCCACAUAGGAGUGCCAAAGCUAGUGGACUAUUGCACCUCGAAAUUCGCAGCGAUCGGUUUCGAAGAAGCCCUCCACAUGGAACUAGCGGCUGAGGGAUACAACAUCAACACGACUGUGAUAUGUCCCUUCUUCAUUCGUAGUACGGGCAUGUUCGACGAAGUUGCGCCUAGAUUCUUCCCGAAACUGAGCCCGAACGAGGUGGCGGAUCGCGUGGUGUCUGCUAUGAGGUGUAACGAGAAGAUUGCGGUAGUGCCUGGUUAUCUUUAUCUUCUACUUGUUUUCAAAUGGAUUUUCCCGUGGGCCUGCGCGGGAAGGUUAAUACGCGGCAUAGUGCCCACCACUGUCACAUACACGUCGUACGAAGUUAAACCUAACAAGGAACCUGCACCUACCGUGCUGUCUAAAGAACAGAACAACGGAAACAUUCAUCAACAAUUAACUAGACGCGUAUCCAGUUCCGAGAGGAAACCUUAAUCUGAUCGAUCAGUACGUUUACCGUAUCUUUCAUUUUCACGGGUGCAAAAAUUUCUGAAGGAAAGAAAAAACGACUUAUAGUAGUUUAGAUGUUGACCCGUUUUGUAAAGUGUACCGCGUUUUCGUGCGUGACACACGCACGUUGGAAUUUGUUGUAUGUAUAUACAAGACAAAAAGACAUGAACGAGUUAUUGCGCAAUAUUGGGACAUGUUUCGUAGAACGAGACGAAGAAAAAGAAGCGUUGGUAAAGCGGGUGUCUUUAUCACGGCUCUAUGGAGACAGCCUAAUAGAGAGACUUGUAUCUCGAAUCGAAAGAGAUUAAUCGUAAGAAAAAUGCACUUUGGUGUUAAUUGUUGAAAAAACAAAUGCACGUACACGGUGAUAUUAGUUGGAAAAAUAUUUUCGAUGCAUAUAUCAAAAUUGUCCAAACUUGUUGUUUGCACGAACAGUUGCACAGACGUCCAUCGCGUAUUUCGACGUUCUUGUAUAAUAAUCGUAUGUUACUUACUGAUACUGUAAGUAAAAAAUGGUCUAGACGACACGGGUACAAUUUAUACAAUCGGCGACUAUGUGAUACAAUGAAUAUUGUACAUCAACAUUAGUAUAAGGAUUUGCUUAAGAAUAGGUUAAGGAUUUUCUAUUUGUAUUUUGUGAUUGUAGAAAAACGUGUGUUCGAAACAUGUUGCAAAAAUGAUUCACGAAUGUCAAACGAUAGCAAAAGAAAAUAAAUUUUGUCAUUUUUACGUGUUGGCCCAUUUUAAAUUAUCAGCCAAAUAAAUUUGUGGCGUAUCAAGGCAUACCGUAAUACGAUAUUAUUUGUGCCAUAUGUUUUUCGUAAUACGCUGUUCUAUAACAUUGUAAUAAAGUCAGAUUUUCUACUCUU